This is a messenger RNA of Prorocentrum cordatum, 1187 nucleotides long. The record is from the annotation of a GenBank genome assembly. Lineage: Eukaryota; Dinophyceae; Prorocentrales; Prorocentraceae.
AGGCGCAGCGCUGAGGAGAACACGGCGCUCAGGUUCGCUGCAGACUCGGCCGACAUCCUCCGCCAGUGCGGACUGGACGCGCAGGCGGAGUCUCUGCAGGAGGUUUACCCGGAUGAGCCGACGAAGGUGAAUUCUGCCAUCAAGAUCGCGAACAGGGACCCGACGCCACGCCGCCGCCGAGAGCACGACGUCGACAGCGAGGACCUGCUAUCGCCGCAGGUCAAGAAGCCGGACUCCCAGGAGCUCGCGCCAGCGGCCUGCGACAGCGACUUCUCUCUGAACAACGAGGCCGCGCCGCCGGUCCCCUCGCCCGCCGAGCUGCGCGCCCGCGCCGCGAGCCUGCUGCGCGGAGCGCAGCGCUCCGGCUCCCUGCGGGCUGCCCUGGGCCAGGCCGCGUCGGGGGCGCAGGUGACGGAGGAGGCCCCCGCGUCGUCGCAGAUGUGCCAGGCUAGCGGCAUCUUCGGGCUGCCGACGUGCUGGCCUCCAGGGCCGUGCCCGGUGGGGCGGCGGCGUGCCCGGUGGGGCGGCGGAUCGCUUCGCUCAUUCCGCCGGCCUAUUUUGCGCAUCGCUGUCGGCUGGCCGAGUGGUUGUUUGCAGUGCGGGGAGCUGCGGGAGCGGGGGCUGUUUUCCUGAUGCGUUGCGUAAUUAUGAUGUCGGGGCUGGUCUCGCCUCUGGGAUGCCUGCACGCUGGCCGCCUGGCUCUCCUGGCAGCUUCUGCAGCCAGCCUUCAGCCCCGGGCGUUCCUCAGCCUCCCUCGGCGGCAGCCUCGGCAGCCGUGAGUGCGCUCGCUGGGAGGACGAGGCGGCGGGGACCGAGCGAGCACCUCACAUCUUCUUCGGUUCCGCUCUUGUCCGGGCCUGCUCCCCGCCCGAGGGAGCCACGCGCCGACGCGCCGGAGGGAGCCACACGAGCUCCCCCGGACCACGCCGCUGCACAAGGCGCUGCGUGGAGGUCCAAAACGUUCACCAUCCUGGGCUACGAGCGCUUCAGUCGGUCAGACGGCGACCUUCUGGCGCCGAAGGCCUGUGGUGGUCGUGGGCGAGCCCACCGGCCGAGCAUGGAAUCCACCUCCACCGCUUCGGAGCUCGCCUGGAACCACGGCGAGUGGUGGACGUGGACAUCUUCCCUUCCCCGCGGGCGGGGAGGUAGCCAUUUCUGGCCACCUACAUGGGGUCCGAGGAGACGGG